Messenger RNA from Cyprinodon variegatus (sheepshead minnow), 708 nucleotides. RefSeq names its product lectin-like. NCBI's taxonomy places the organism in Eukaryota, Metazoa, Chordata, Actinopteri, Cyprinodontiformes, Cyprinodontidae. The record is from RefSeq and is a predicted model, not a curated record. The transcript has 4 exons. Gene Ontology annotation, molecular function: signaling receptor activity. Bases 1 to 636 code for a protein of 211 amino acids.
AUGUCAAUUCCGGUUUCUUACAGACAGGGAACGGAGCCAAAGAUGUCAAUCCCGGUUUCUUACAGACAGGGAACGGAACCAAAGAUGUCAAUCCCGGUUUCUUACAGACAGGGAACGGAACCAAAGAUGUCAAUCCCAGUUUCUUUCAGACAGGGAACGGAGCCAAAAAAUUCAAUCCCAAGUGCAUUUAGACAGGGGACAGAACCAUCUAGAGCCACCGUCAAAAGUUCGAAAGUUGCCUGUAAAGGGGAGAUCAUCUACGGAAAAUGCUACGAGUUCAACCCAAAGUUGUUGGCCUUCAAAGACGCCCAGGCCUUUUGCAGAAAUCUUGCCCCAGAUGCUGAGCUGGCCUCUGUGACGAGCAGAGAUCUCCAUUUCCAACUGGUUUCCCUGGUAACUAGGGGUGGCAAGACAAGCCCUAGGCUGACCUGGUUGGGAGCCACAGUCAAGAACCAGCAGGCCUCUUGGGUGGACGGGUCGGACUGGAGCUACUCCGACUGGAUGCCGGGACAUCCCAACAUUCACACCGACAAACCAGUCUGCGUCGAGAUGUUCAAGAUGGAUGAGAGCUGGUGGACCGCAGCCGACUGCGAACUAAAGCGAGCCUCCCUCUGCUCGUACCCUGUCACUGCAUAAAGAUACAGUAGAUGAUGUGAGAUACGUCUACUACAGGAAAAACCAUCCCUACGUAUUGUAGUGUACUUACCA